AUGUCAAUAAUCAGAACAAGAAAUUUUCAUCAACAAAUGGCUGUUCGUUCAUUUUCUACAACUACUUUUGCUCGUGCGCAAGAAACUAAUUAUUCAAAUGAAUCUUCCUGGAUCAAUGAAGACGCAAAGCAUGUCAACUCAAUUUCCCUUAAAAUUCUUGAACUUGCACUUGGAUUUGUGCCAAAACAUGGCUGGUCAGUUGAAGCUUUAUCAAAAAGUGCAGAGUCGUUAGGAUACUUAUCAGUUACUCAUGGAAUGUUUCCACGUGGUGAAGUUGAUCUGAUUGACUAUUUCUUGGAGGAAUCUCGACGAAAAAUGACGUUUGAAAUUAAAGACAAAAUGCACGGAUUGCGAGUACCGCAAAAAAUUCGAUUGGCCUGCGUUACUAGACUUAAUUUGACUAAACCACUGAUUAAUCGAUGGCCAGAGGCACUAGCAAUUCUGGCGCAACCAAAUAAUGUUGGAUUGUCUGCAAAACAUCUUGCCAAGCUUUCCGAUGAGAUCUGGUUUCUGGCAGGGGAUAAAAGCGCAGAUAUGAAUUGGUACACAAAACGCGGUGAACUGGCUUUAAUUUAUGCUGCAACUGAACUGUACAUGACACAAGACAAGUCUCCAGAAUAUCAGGCAACGUUUGAAUUUUUGGACAGAAGACUGCGAGAAAUUGCAAUCGUGGGUAAAACCAUUUCGGAAGUAAAUACGUUUGCGAGAUUUAUUAGACAAUCCAUUUCUGGUGUUUUAGCUUCGCAAGCAUCCACCACAAAUAAUCAACCACAACUUCCACCGACAAGUGACAAUAAAUUCCAUAACUUAUCCAAUUUUCAUGCUGCUGAAAGACAACGAGCAAUACUUGAUUCGACCAACAACCAUAUUAUCAGCGUGAAUGCAAAUAAUAUACAAUCAGCACAAGUUUCAAUUAAACAACAAGCACCUCAAGUCAUCAUCGAUAGUCGAGGAGAAGCUGAUGUGGAGCGAUAUGAAGUGAUUUCCGGUGUUUCGGAUAAUGAUCAAAUAUCCAGUGACGAAUUUUUUGAGGAUGAUUCAUCUGAAUUAUCUGGAAAUGAAGAAUUUCAAAGCCCUGAUGAAGAUGAUAAAUCAACUAUUGAGGUAAAAAAAGAGAUUGAAACGAGUUCCACUUCUAUUCAGGAAAAGAGUUUAGAUCAAUCAAUAAUUACCGAAGAAGAAAAGAAAGCCAAUGCGGAAUUUUUUUCUGGUAAAGCUGCUAAAACUCCCGAGCGGUACAUGAGAAUACGUAAUCACAUACUAAACGCAUGGAUAAACGGCAAACCAAGCUAUGUCACAAAAACCAGCAUUCGUGCGGGAUUAAAAGAUUGCGGAGAUGUCAAUGCCAUUGGACGUGUUCAUAGCUACUUGGAAGAAAUUGGUGCUAUUAACGUUGGUGAAGUGACACCAAAGGCUAGGCGACCUUAUCAAAGACGAAAAUACGAGGAAAUAAUUUCUGAUGAGCAAGAUAAUGCUCGAUCUAUUUAUUUCGAUAAUGAUGAAUGGACGCCGACUGGAUUAUCUGGGUUCUCGCACGAAACAGAGACCAAGAAGAAUUCGGAAACAGCGUCGUAUAAAUUAUCAAGAGAUAUCCUUUACACUAUAAAAUUUUUAUAUUUGCUGCGCGCGUAUGAUCCAUUCCAAUUGGUUCCUCCAAAUGAACACGGAGAACUGCAUCCAGCACCUUUUCGUGUAAAUAUCGAAGAAAGUGUAUUGCUUGUCAUGGACUUUCAUUCGCAUCUUUCGCAUACUGAAAUAAUUGGUUUACUUGGCGGUAAGUAUCACCCCGAACAAGGCUUGUUGGAAGUUUCUUACGCGUUUCCCUGUCAAAGCAUCAGUACUGGCUAUCAAUGUGAGAUGGACCCUGGGUCCGAAGUAAAGGCUAGAGAAGCAUUCGAAGAUCGAGGACUGGAAAUUGUCGGAUGGUACCAUUCACAUCCAGUCUUUGAUCCUCAUCCGUCAAUUCGGGAUAUGGAAAAUCAAGGCCGCUAUCAGGAUUACUUGGCUCGUCCGUUUAUUGGAAUAAUAAUUAGUCCAUAUAAACCUGGAAAUGGUAGCAAUGUGUCGAAAUUACAGUUCUUUUGGGCAGAUACGGAAUUUGAUCCUUUAGGCAUUUACAGAUUACCAUAUACAUGCUUGACCAAGGUGGUGCAUCCUCCUACUUGUCCUGUCGAGCUUUUAUCUACUCAAUUUGCAGAUCUUUUAUCAGAAUAUCGCGAUCACAAAGACCGUGUCGAUAUGAACAGCGCAUGGUGUAAUGGUGGUACCUCCAGGCUCGAUCAUCUAAUUGAUUCACUAUCCUCCCAUUUCGGAAUUGAAGGAGAACCCGCGCAACUUUUUUUGACAGAAAUUCGAUGUCUAAUCGAGCAAAAUUUUACCCCGCUCAGACACGAAGCUCCCGACAAUUCUAUUCUUGCUGAUUUGAAAGAAGAUAAUAACACAUUUCAAGUAUCUUCAUCAAGAAGGAUAGUACCGCGCACUUCUGGUAAAACUUAUGAUCCAAAAAUGUUUGAAGCACGUGUUGAAGAAGAACGUCGAAAUGAUGCUGCAAAAGCUAAAUUGCGGGCAGGCAAGAAGCGUCUGCCGUCUCCUGACCCGGCUUUUGCGGACACUACCGAGUAUUAUGAAGAGGAUCAAGGGCAAACUUUCAUUAAUACUGUUCAAGCUGAUCAGCUGCCCGUGACUUCCGAAAUUAAACUUGAAGAAAGCGUCUGA
Molecule: messenger RNA, 2715 nt
Organism: Ambispora leptoticha
Lineage: Eukaryota; Fungi; Glomeromycota; Glomeromycetes; Archaeosporales; Ambisporaceae
Source: the annotation of a GenBank genome assembly